AUGAUUGAUGCCCGUCGACAAGCCCUUACCAAGUCUUGCUCGAAAAUGGAAACUCAGCAGGUCACAAACUACACUGCCAAUGCGAUAACAAAUGCAACAUUUAUUCUGCAAGAAUAUGGAAUUUUAUUCUGUGGUCUUCCUAAAGUCGGUUCAACUUUUUGGAAACGAACCCUUACUGUGUUGGCAAAAUCUCACAACUAUACUUCCCCAUUCGAGAUGAAUUUGCAACAAGCUACGAGACAACUAACAACGUUCGGUCGGUACAGCCGUAGCCAUGCCCCACACGAGGUCCAAGCAGCACUUAACAACAUUUCAAUCUCAUUUAUUUUUGUAAGAGAUCCAUAUUCACGACUGUAUUCGGCGUAUGUCGACAAAUUGUAUAUGGCAAACAGGGGCUUUUGGGUAAGGCAUGGAACGAAAGUGGUUGCUAUGAUUAGAAAGAACCCGUCAAAAGAAAGCCAAUCUUUAGGUCAUGAUGUUACCUUUCCAGAGUUCAUAAAAUUUAUAUUGUUGCAGUACAGAAAACGUGAAAGAAUUAAUAUUCAUUUUGCUCCUAUGCAUACACAGUGUAAUGGGUGUGCGGUUCCCUAUAGUUUCAUAGGACAUAUGGAAACGUUUAGCAGUGAUGCAGAAUUUCUCCUUAACGAAUGGCGAACACAGUUUGACAAUUUCAGUAUUCGAUUUUAUGACUUUGAAGCGGAGUCAGGAAUCGACACAUCUCAAGAUACAAUUUAUCGUUUGUAUUCGAUUAAAAAACGCAUAACCGAAGUUCAAUACCCAUUUUACAAUAUUCUGCUACGUGGAUGGUGUUUCCUUCAACUGCGAGGUUAUAUUUCUAAAGAAACCCCCUUUCCAUUCAAUGAAUCGCAAGCCUUAACUGUAACCCGUGAAGAUUACAUGCAUGCAGUUAGGCAAGCUCUUGCCGGGAGGUCCAACAUAACCAAGGUUAAACUGCAACGCACGGAAGCACUCGUGCAGGCUUAUCAGUCCGUUCCGAUAGAUGACAUGGAAAGGUUGAGGGAAUUUUUGCUGAAAGACUGCCUAAUGUUUGGAUACGACGACAGACCAAAGUCAUUUUUUGAAAGACCACUUCUUCAGGCCAAUAAUCACAUUUAUUUAGAUGGAUUAUAA
Molecule: messenger RNA, 1131 nt
Organism: Dreissena polymorpha
Lineage: Eukaryota; Metazoa; Mollusca; Bivalvia; Myida; Dreissenidae
Product: carbohydrate sulfotransferase 11-like
Exons: 1
Coding region: 1-1131 (376 amino acids)
Biological process (GO): carbohydrate biosynthetic process
Cellular component (GO): membrane
Molecular function (GO): sulfotransferase activity
Source: RefSeq, a predicted model, not a curated record